AUGGCCGGAGUGCUGCGGGACAGGGCGGCCGCCGUGUGGAACGAGAUAGUGGGUGAGUGCGAGCGGCUGCAGCUGCAGGGCGCUGCCACAGCCAGGCACGUGGCCGAGGUGCUGCCAGCCAAGAACCAGAGUGUCCUGAAGCUAGCUAGCGAGGCUUGGGAAUUGGUGAUCGAGAGGCUGAUCUUUGUGAGAAACACGUGCAAGAAUGAAGAGCAGCUAUUGCUGGAGCAGGCAGAGGAGGAGCGGGCGCUCCAGAGCAUCCUGACGCUCUGGGCCAAGGCUCUGCAGAAGCUGUCUGUCCUCUGAACCUACCUGGUGGACAUGAUCACCAAACUGGAUGACCAGGGCCUAGUGGUCAGUGACUUGCUCAGGUCUCGUGCUCUCUGGGGAGCCCUGCAGCAAGGUCCUUCAUUUUGUGCCCAAGGACACAUCCUGAUGCUGUGA
Molecule: messenger RNA, 444 nt
Organism: Nothoprocta perdicaria
Lineage: Eukaryota; Metazoa; Chordata; Aves; Tinamiformes; Tinamidae
Product: B box and SPRY domain-containing protein-like
Exons: 5
Source: RefSeq, a predicted model, not a curated record